AUAUUUAUAUAAAAAAAAAUAUAUAUAUAACCCCACUUUUUAUUAACAAAUAUAAAAUCCCCUUCUCCUUUUCUAAUCUUUUUUUCUACUUAUUACCAUGACUGCAAACAACACAACAUUCUACAAUGCUAUUCAAUUAAACAAUAUCACAUUAAAAAAACCCAUUGCACCUGUGGACAAAGCCAAUAUUCCAAGACCUUACAAGUGUCCUAUUUGUCCAAAAUCAUUUUAUAGAUUAGAACAUCAAACUCGCCAUAUUCGUACUCAUACAGGUGAAAAGCCUCAUCCUUGCACAUUUCCUGGUUGCAGCAAACGAUUCUCUCGUUCAGAUGAACUUACCCGCCAUGCUCGUAUUCACACCUGUCCGAGCAAAAGAAGGGCUCGUAAGAGUGCAAGAACAGCCAAGAUAAUUCAACAUCAGAUUCGCUCUAUGCCUCCUUCUCCGGCUUUAUCAGCUAGUUCACACUUUUCGCAAGAGAAUGACGAUUUACUCACUCCCGAUCAAUCACCUACCCUUUCUCCUACUUUACUCACUCCUGCCACUUCUCCUAAAAUGGUGCCAAUCAAACUAGCUCCUUUGGAAUGCAAUCUGGAUAGUAUGCGUCAACAACAACUACAACCUCAGACUCACCCCUCCGAUAUCAACUUACUCGAUCUGCUCGAUAGACCUCCCCAAGCACGCGUAUUACCCCCUAUUCUUCCAAACACUUUACCAUCCAUUCAUACUUUAUUUCCAUUCUAAGAAAGUUGCAUUGUAUUUUUAUUAUUUGUAUAGAAUUUUCCCUCAUUUAUGUGUACAUAAUCAUUUUCUAUUUUUUACCAAUAAAAAAUAUAAUAUAAAAACAGCUCCGUAAUUUCCCUAACAAAUUAGAAAUA
This is a messenger RNA of Rhizopus microsporus ATCC 52813, 876 nucleotides long. RefSeq lists its product as uncharacterized. Gene Ontology annotation, cellular component: cytoplasm; nucleus. Lineage: Eukaryota; Fungi; Mucoromycota; Mucoromycetes; Mucorales; Rhizopodaceae. Bases 98 to 742 code for a protein of 214 amino acids. The record is from RefSeq and is a predicted model, not a curated record. The transcript has a single exon. Gene Ontology annotation, molecular function: RNA polymerase II cis-regulatory region sequence-specific DNA binding.